AUGCAAGGUGAAGAACCCAAAGUUGAUGCCAAGAUACAAGUUUCAUUUGGCAGUGCUAGACAAUACCGGCAAUGCAAAAUUUCUACGAUGCAAGACUCGGAUGAUCUUCCUUUGGAACUCAAAGUUUUAGUAGGUAAAACCUAUCUCUUCAAGGUUGGCAAUGAGAAAAAAAAAAUUCUCUACAAGAAUGACACAUACAAAAUGCUAAAAAUCGUCACCAACAUUGACAUGAUUACCGAGUUUGAGGAGUUGAGUCAACCAAAGGGAGGAGUGAAUACUUUGGCUUUGAAAAAUCUGGUAAUUUCAGAUGCACCAGAGGGUUCAUUAAUGUUGCCUGGAGGGUCGCUCCAGGAAGCUGAAGCUAACACACUCACUCCUGCUAAACGUCGAGGAACAACCGUUUUUAACUUGGAUGAACAAUAUGAUGAGAAUUCGAGAACAAAAAAUUCAUGUUCAAUUCGGAUCAAAAAGGAGAAGACAGACAAAAAUGUCUGA
Molecule: messenger RNA, 495 nt
Organism: Eruca vesicaria subsp. sativa (arugula)
Lineage: Eukaryota; Viridiplantae; Streptophyta; Magnoliopsida; Brassicales; Brassicaceae
Source: the annotation of a GenBank genome assembly